CACAAAGAGCACAAUGGGAGCGCAAUUGUCCUCGUCUGCUUCGGUGGAUGAGGUGUCACGCCUCGCGACUGCCGUCACCGAGCAAAAAGCCGAGCUGCUGGCGGUCAAGGAGGAGCUCGAUGCCGUGCGGACAGAGCUUGCCACCCUGCGGCGCGAGGGCGUGGAUGCGGAUCCAGAUUUUGAUACGCAUCCGGUAUCCCCAACGUCCGGUAUCAGCCCCCGCGUCAUGGGCAUUCUCCGGCGGCUCUCCGUGCGGCAGCGGGAGAAGAAGAACUCGGUCCCGGCGCCGGCGCAGGCCGAGGCGGUCGAACCGAUCACGUACGACGAGGCCUUCGCGGCGAUCGGCGGCGCGGCCGAACUCCAGCGGUACGCGACGGUCAGCAAGCAGCUCGCGGCGUCGGUAGCGGACGCGGAACUCGACGAGGAGCUCCGGCGCCUGCUCCCGCGAGACUACGGGCGGCGCAUGGGCUUCUCGACGCGGCUCGUCAACCAACACUUCGUGAAAACGCUCGAAGAGCUCUACGAGCGGGCGAACGUCGUUCAUGCCCGGUUCGACGACGUCGUGCGGGCGCUCGCGGAAGCGACGGGCGGUGCCGCGGUCGUGCCGCCGGUGAAGGGCGAGGUACGCGCGCGCAUGAAGGCCUUAUUUAAGUACGCGGACGCCGGCGCGUCCGGAGACCGCGACGUGGCCUGGUACCGGCUGACCGAUUUAGUGAGAGCGACGAUCGAGUACGAGGACCUGGGGGCUUUAUAUGGCGGCCUGGAACACAUCGUCGCACGCUUCGGGACGGACAUCAAGGAGCUCAAUGACCGCUACCAGCGCCCCCUGGCGGGCGGGUACCGGGACGUCCAGCUCGUGGUGUGCUUCGAGCGGCACAUGUGCGAGCUCCAGCUCAGCACGCGCGCGAUGAACCGUGCGAAGAUGACUACGGGCCACCGCGACUUCGAGGUCGUCCGCGAGCUGCGCGCGGCCGUGGCCAAGGGCGACCUCGAGCGCGUCGUGAGCGCGCUGGAGUUCGGCCGGGAGCACCUCGGGCGCGCGAGCGCGGGCGACGACGGCGCUGCGGCGUUGCAACGGCUGCUGCGGGGUGACGACGCCACGACGCUCCUGCACCAGGCCGCGCGGGCCGGGUACGCCGACAUCCUCCACGCGUUCCUGCUCCACGGCGCCGACGCGAACGCGCGCGACCCGGCCUGCAAAAACGAGACGGUCCUGCAUGCCGCGGUCUUCGCGGGCCACGAGCGGUGUGUCUGGGUGCUGGUGGACAAGGCGGCCGACUACCUCGACCUCGAUGCGCAGAACGACGAAGGGCAGACGGCCCUCGUGGCUGGCUACCUCAUGCUCUGGACGCGACCGCCGGAGUCGGCCGCGCGGGCUCUCUCGACGCUGGCGCAGGUGUGCGGGGUGGAGCGAAUCCGCGCGGCGCGGGCCGUUGUCGACGAACACCUCAAAAAGUUGCUGAAGCCGAGCCGCCCGCUCGUGGACUACGCUGCGACCGGUAACGUAGGAAAGCUCGUCCGGGAGCUCCGCGGCUACGCCGACCCGAACAGCCGCGACAAGGGCGGCCAGUCCGCGCUCGAGGCGGCGGCCACGCAUUGUGAGCAGGAGGCGCUCGAGCGGCUGCUCGACUACAAGCCCGACGUGCCGCGCGAGCUGCUCACAAAACUAGAUCAAACGGCAAUGCAGAAGCACCCCAAGAUCCUCGCUUCGCUCACGGACGCGGGCCUCAGCACCAUCAAGAGCGUCGAGGCGGCGCGCGCGUCGCGGCCGCCGAGCCUGGUGCCGACCGUGCCGCUGGAGGAUGGUGUCCCAUACAUCUUGAACCCACACGUGUGCCGGCUGCGGGGUGUGCCGACGACGCUCCGCGGCAUUAUCACGAGCAACCAGCGGAACACCGGCGCCGGCGUGUCGAUUGAGGUCGCUGUGAGCGACGACUGCGUCGGUGUGCUCAUUUUCCACGCGAACAGGCGGAAAUACCACGAGACGACGUCGGCGCUCGAGACCGAGCUCGCCGACCUCGGGUUCGUACGGACUACGUUUCAUUGGCUGACGUCGGACGCGUUCGAGGCCGACGAGGCGGGCGCUGACAUCUGGAAACUGCCCGUCGCUGGUCGCCGUGUGGUCAAAUUCGGUGUAGCGGGUCUUGCGGAGUUCAAUGUGCUCCUUUACAGCGAGGCAGUGCUGACGUCGUGCGUCGCCGAAGUGACGAAGGGCAAUAAGGACUGGGCCGUCGGUCCACUCCCAAUGGUCGAGCUCACUGAGGGCGUGCAACACUUCCGCGACCGCGAAUACUGCUUCGCGGACGUGCCCCGGGAGCUGACGGGGAGCGCCCUGACGCAGAACCCCUGCCACUGCUUCGACGGCCUCGAAAUCAAGAUCAGCGCCUGCGACGAGGACAUAGGCGUGCUGAUCGCCGAAGCCUGGGUGAAUCCCCCAGAGGUCAGCCACUGGGCGGAGGUCUACGGGAAGAACGCGGCGGCGCUCGUCGCGCUGCUGUUCCGGCUCGGCUUCACGGGGCCGACGCUCUUCGAGCGCAUGACGUCGCCGACCCUCGACGUGCCCGGCAUGAACCUCUACCGCCUCGCCGUCGUGGGAAAGGUGUCCGUCACGAUUCGCACGGAGGGGGACUUGGAGCUCCAGAUUGUGUCCCUGCCGCGAGUUAGAAGUUAAAUGCCUGA
Pelagomonas calceolata is the source of this 2679-nucleotide messenger RNA. The record is from the annotation of a GenBank genome assembly. Lineage: Eukaryota; Pelagophyceae; Pelagomonadales; Pelagomonadaceae.